This is a messenger RNA of Lutra lutra (Eurasian river otter), 4080 nucleotides long. It is a transcript of the gene LYSMD3, whose product is annotated as LysM domain containing 3. Gene Ontology annotation, biological process: Golgi organization. Gene Ontology annotation, cellular component: Golgi apparatus. Bases 261 to 1178 code for a protein of 305 amino acids. Lineage: Eukaryota; Metazoa; Chordata; Mammalia; Carnivora; Mustelidae. The record is from RefSeq and is a predicted model, not a curated record. The transcript has 3 exons.
CCUUCCCACCUCCGCUCUCCUCCUCCUCCCCCACUCCUUCCCACCUCCGCCCACUUGACGCGAUGACGCACCGAAGGUUUGCGGACGUGGCGGCGGCGCACAGCCCGGAAGGCGGAGACGUUGGCGGCAGUGGCGGCAGAAGACAGGGGCAACCCAAAACGGAGGGUUGGUCAUGAAUUUUCCCGGGACAGGAGCCGCGGCGGCGGACCUGGCAGCCGGCUCCUUGUUGUGUCCCCGCUGCUAACAGAACAGAUUUUGACAUGGCAGGGAGACAUCAGAAUCGUAGUUUUCCUCUUCCAGGAGUUCAUUCAAGUGGUCAAGUACAUGCAUUUGGAAAUUGUACAGACAGUGAUGUGUUGGAGGAGGAUGCUGACGUUUAUGAGCUUCGAUCCAGAGGAAAAGAGAAAAUCCGAAGAAGUACAUCAAGAGAUAGACUUGAUGACAUUAUAGUUUUAACAAAAGAUAUACAGGAAGGUGAUACUUUAAAUGCAAUAGCCCUUCAGUACUGUUGUACGGUAGCGGAUAUCAAGAGGGUUAACAAUCUCAUCAGCGACCAAGACUUUUUUGCCCUUAGGUCUAUUAAAAUUCCAGUUAAAAAGUUUAGUUCAUUGACUGAGACACUUUAUCCUCCAAAAGGAAGACAGGCUUUACGUCCUUCGUCUGUUCAGUAUGUUCCAGAACAACAGGAAAUUUUGCUAGCUAAUGAUUCUCUUUCUUCCACUGAGUCAGCUGAUAACUUUUUAAAAGAAGUAGAUCGAGACAUAGAACAAAUAGUAAAAUGUACAGACACCAAAAGAGAGAACCUUAAUGAGGUAGUAUCUGCUUUAACAGCACAACAAAUACGUUUUGAACCUGAUAACAAAAACACUCAACGUAAGGAUCCUUAUUAUGGAGCGGACUGGGGAAUAGGGUGGUGGACAGCUGUAGUGAUAAUGUUGAUAGUAGGUAUAAUAACACCAGUAUUUUAUUUGCUGUAUUAUGAAAUUUUAGCUAAAGUGGAUGUUAGUCAUCAUUCAACAGUGGAUUCUUCACAUUUGCAUUCAGGAGUGACACCCCCAUCACAACAGAGAGAAGUAGAAAAUGAAAUUGGUCCAACUAAAAGAAUACCCUUUGGCCAACAUGAUCAUAAACUAUAUCGUCAAGAUUCUCAGUCACCUGCUGCUCAACACAAAACAUAGCAGUUGGCUCAUAAUUGCAGUGUUAAUGAUCAUGUAUAUCUUGCGUGUGGUGAAUCAGUUAUAUUCAAUAACCACUUUAAAGGCAGAAGUUAGGGAGAUUGAAGAUGCUUUUGUUUUUCACCCUUUUUUUGAAGCCAGUUACAAGUAGAUUGAGUAUAAAUUCCUACACUUGCUAGUUGUUGAUAUUGAAAGCUGUAAAUCUCUAUCUGUUGUAUCAAUGCUUAAAGCAAAAAUGAAUUUAAAUAUGGGUCUAGGAAGUUCUUAACUCAGAAAAUGCAUCAUUUUUCUUAUUCAAGCCUGGUUAUGUUUAAAUUUUAUUUUUCAAAUUAUUUUUUGGUUUAAAGUUAUUAAUAUUAAAUAUAUUAAGCAAAAUAAAAUUAUAAGCAUCCCAGAAUAAUGUUUUGCAGUUAGGAAGUUGCCAUUUGGUCACUAGAACACUGGAUUAGGUCAAGACCUAAAAGUAAUCUUUGUCUCUUAAAGCUCUCUGCCUCUGCUUCUGUGAUUAUAAUUGCUUCUGUUAUUUGAAAGCACUUUUGUAAUUCUUUAAUGAAAAGUGUUAUAUGAGUUAGCAUUAUUUAGGAAAUAAUCCUUACAUACUGUGAUAAGUUGUUGCUGUGUUAUAUGCAGUAACAUGCCUUAAUUACAUUUAAUGCCUUAUAAUAUUACUUUAAGCUAAUACAAGUUUUAGAAUUAAAAUUAAGGAUUAUUUCUGAUGGUCCAGUGGGAUUCAUAGGCCGUAUAAAUUCGUCUCCAUCUUCACUAUCAAGGAAAACUUCAUAGGGUUAAAACAGAUUUUCACUAGCUGCCUCUGGUCUGUUGGAGAAAGGGUUCAUUAAGCAAAAGCAAAGGUGCAAGAGAUCUUUUGCAUUAACAAUAACAGACAAAUUAUUUAUUGAUCCGUUAACCUACAUUUUUCAAAGAGGAAAUGUCCAACUUAGACUGUUUUUUCCCUCUGAACAUAGCAUCAGAUUGGGGAAACAGAGGCCACAGGUGUGUGGAUCAGUUGAAAGGGCUUGAUAGUGCUACACUGUAAGAUUUACUGGGGAUCAGACAUAGUCUGGCUAAAUAAGGAUCAUUUGCAUACUGAUUUCCAUCAUUUAAUUUCUUCAAGUAUGUAUUUUAAAAAUGUAACCAAAUGAUUCAUUAGAAGAAAGUUUGGUGGAGUCUGGAUUGCCUGUUUUGUGUAUAAUAAAGUGUGUACCUUAAGUUAUAUAACACCACCUCAUUUUCUGGGCAUUAUUUCCUAAUUUUUAAUGUUUCAGGUUUUAACUGGUCAUUUUAUAUUUCCAACUCCAAUACUGAUUAAAAAAAAAGAGGGGUGAAUAAAAGGACAAAGAAGUCAAGCUUAAAGCCCUUGCAUGUAUUAGAGGGCCUUAGACAAUUAUUAGAAAGUGUUAAUAUGGAAGUUAUAGCAAAAUCAUUUGUUGAUAACUUUUAGUUUGGAAUUUUAAAAAUUGUUUUAAUGUGCCUUGGCAUCUUGAAAAAAAAGUGUAUGAUCUAAUUUAUGUUCAGUGUUAACUUGGUCAGUUUACAUUGUAUUUAUUAUGUUUGCUGAAAAAUCAAGUUUUAGGGAAGAAAAAUGGAUUGGAUUAUUUUAGGGUAGAAUGAAGAACUUUGUUUACAUCAAAUUGAUGAAAUUACAGAGUCAGUGAUUCCUUUUUGCUAGUGCUACUUUGAAAUUGUGAUAGAUCUGAUUUCCAAAAUAAGUAACUUUAUUAGUGAAGUAUACUAUGUACUUGAUUAAAAACCAUUUUGUCCUGCAGUGGGUCCUGUUUCGCGAAGGAAAUAUAUCCUUAUGACACAAUCAGGCAGUUUCCUUUUUCUAUAUAUUUGAAUCCUAUAUAAUUCUAUAUAUGUCAUAUAUAUAUAUAGAAUUUUAGAUUCUAAUCUUUAAUGGUCAUUAAAAAAAUUUUCCUAAGCAUUUAAUAGAUCUAGAAUAAUUUUACCUUUUAAAAAGUACUAAUAUACAUCAAAAUUUGUAGCAAAUAAUUACUUUGUAAAACUUAACGAGUUUAAAUUGUGUUGAAAUCCUUAUUUGAAUUUACUUAGAUGCUUUACAUUAGAAGGUACAUAUGUUAUAUAUAUGCUAACAAUUGUGAAUCACUGCAUUUGGUUCACUUAAAAACUUGGGAGUUGUAAGUGAAGAAAAAUCUGCUAUUUUUAGGGCAGAUUUUUUUUUUAAGGCUGGCUACAAAUGAUUAAGUUGUUUUGAACUAUUGAGUGCCAUUUAAAGUUUCUGCCAUUCUACUAGAAAAUUAUGGGAUUCACCUCUUCAAAAGAUAGGUUAAAAUGGAUUAUACAAAGUCUGAUGACCAUAUUAUAAUUAGAAAGAAGACUAAUGUUAAAUGAACUUUUCUGAAAGACUUUUUGUGUUUUUUAAAGCUUUUCUUUUUCUGGAACUCUGCUUGCUUGUUCAGCAAGCAUUCCUAAAUGAACCACUACUUACUAAAUUAGUUCUUCUUAAGGUAUCUAUUUCUAAAAUUACCUACUUGAGAACAUGAAGGAUGUUUCAGAAGUAUCAUGAAGCAAGGAUCCAGUCAGAGCGUUACAGGGUGUGGGGUUUUUAGAAGUCUGUAUUUAACAGGUACAUUAUGAUGGGUAGCAUUCUUAUUUUGAAUUACAACAGCAUUGCUCAGGAAAUCAGUAUUUUUCUUCCACGUAUGUGCAUAUUGCACUGUUAGAUCAUAGAACUAUCUGAAUACUUUAUUUAAUUCUUUUUAUGUAUGCAGAUACUAUAAAUCUUUUGUAUAAUGUAUUUUAUACAAAGGCAAAAUGGAAUUUUAGAACAUUGUUAGCAUGAUCAUCUGUAAAACUGGUUUUUAAAACUUUUUGCCCUUAUUUUUCAUAUUUUAAAAGAUAUGCAAAAUGUAAUAAAGUUUCUAUUUUAUUAUUCAGUCUAAAA